AGAAUCUAAAUAUUAACGAAAAGGCAGGAUUUUAAACUAUCUAUUUGAUUUGAUUUACAAUCAUAAUCACGUUUGUAAUGUUAAACCGGUUAAAUAUACAUAGAAUCUGCGUGGUGCGGUUCAAAAAGGACUAUGCCACAUGGUCAAAAUCGAAAGCAAUGAAAGAAAAAAAGAAGACAGAGUCAUCCUCUGGUGUUUCUGAACUGCAACCCUGGCCGGAGUUCAUUCAGAAGCGGAUAGACCUAUGGGAUAAGUACAAAGCACAGUAUGCAGAAGCCCUAGCCUCUAAACCUGAUGUGAGUGUUGUUGUGACACUCCCUGAUGGCAAAACCGUUGAGGCCAAAGCCUGGCAUACAACCCCAUAUGACGUGGCCAAAGGCAUCAGCCAGGGUCUAGCAGAUGCUACUAUCAUAGCGAGAGUGAACGGUGUGCUUUGGGACCUUGAUCGGCCGUUGGAAGGAGAUUGCAAGUUGGAGUUACUGAGAUGGGACAACACGGACGCACAGGCAGUGUUCUGGCAUUCCUCUGCCCACAUGCUCGGAGAGGCCAUGGAGAGGGUUUAUGGUGGGUGUCUCUGCUACGGUCCCCCCAUCGAGGAGGGUUUCUACUAUGACAUGUUCUAUCCAGAGAAGGGGAUAUCGUCAACGGAUUUCGGCGUCAUAGACGCUCUUGUUAAGAAGAUAGCUAAGGAGAAGCAGCCGUUUGAGCGUCUGGAGCUCACCAAGGAACAACUCCUGGAGAUGUUCGACUACAACCCGUUCAAAGUGAGGAUCCUCAAGGAGAAGGUGGACACGCCCACCACCACCGUGUACAGGUGCGGGCCCCUCAUCGAUCUCUGCCGGGGACCCCACGUGAGGCACACCGGCAAGGUCAAAGCAUUCAAGGUCACUAAGAACUCGUCCACGUACUGGGAGGGGAAGGCUGACGCUGAGACCCUUCAAAGGGUGUACGGCGUGUCGUUCCCGGAACCCAAACAGCUCAAGGAGUGGGAGCUGAUGCAGGAGGAGGCGGCCAAGAGGGAUCACAGGAAGAUAGGCAGGGAACAAGAGUUAUAUUUCUUCCACGAGCUGUCUCCUGGGUCGUGUUUCUUCCAGCCGAGGGGAGCUCACAUAUACAACACGUUGGUCAACUUCAUCAGGGAACAGUACAGGAAACGCGGCUUCCAGGAGGUGGUGACUCCUAACAUGUACAACGCCAAGCUGUGGCAGACGUCGGGUCACUGGGCGCACUACGCCGAAAACAUGUUCUCCUUCGACGUCGAGAAGGAGACCUUCGCUCUCAAACCCAUGAACUGUCCCGGACACUGUUUGAUGUUCGACAACCGUGUCCGGUCGUGGCGCGAGCUGCCCCUGCGGCUGGCGGACUUCGGGGUGCUGCACAGGAACGAGCUGAGCGGAGCGCUCACUGGACUAACCCGCGUCAGGCGCUUCCAACAGGACGACGCGCACAUCUUCUGUACGCCGCAGAACAUUGAGCAGGAGAUGAUCGGUUGCUUAGAAUUCCUCGAGCAGGUGUACUCGACCUUCGGCUUCACGUUUCAACUGAAGCUCUCCACGCGCCCUGAGAAAUACCUCGGAGACCUGGCGACCUGGAAUCAGGCUGAGAAGGCCCUGGAAGAUUCCCUUAACAGAUUCGGCAAGGUCUGGCAGCUCAACCCGGGUGACGGCGCAUUCUACGGGCCCAAAAUAGACAUUACUAUACAGGAUGCUCUGAGACGAUCACAUCAAUGUGCGACCAUACAACUGGAUUUCCAACUGCCGGAGAGGUUCAACCUGAGUUACAUCAGUGAGACGGGAGAGAAGAAGCGGCCAGUGAUAAUCCACCGGGCGGUGUUGGGUUCCGUGGAGCGUAUGAUAGCUAUCCUGAGCGAGUCGUACGCCGGCAAGUGGCCGUUCUGGCUGAGUCCGAGGCAAACUUGUGUGGUUCCCGUCGGUCCCAGCUUCGACGAUUACGCCACAUACGUGAAUGAGAAGUUGUUUGCCGCUGGGUUCAUGUCUGAAGUUGACACGGAUGCCGGAGACACACUCAACAAGAAAGUCCGGAACGCACAGCUGGCACAGUUCAACUAUAUACUCGUUGUGGGCGAGCGAGAGAAGUCCUCCAACACAGUGAAUGUCCGUACAAGAGAUAACAAAGUCCACGGAGAAAUGUCCAUCGAGGGUCUGAUAGAGCACCUCAACAAGCUGGUCGCUGAGAAAACGCUCUCCGAGGACAGUGAGCUGCUCAAAUAGAUUGUCUCCGAGGGAACACGCUGACUAUGUUCUGGCGACAUACAUACACCUGCAUGUGACCGUCUCAGAAACUAUAUUCCGUUAAGUACUUACACACAUGCGGUACUUUUAAUGCAAUUUUUCUUUACAUGUAUGUGAGCUUAGUUCUCUUCGGUUCCGGGGCCCGCUUUUGUUUCUCUAGUAGCUAGUGCAUUAGUGUAGUGCGGUUCGCUCGUCGUCUCCAGCGUAUUAAUUUAUUUCAGACUUAUGCUAUUUAUAUUUUCAUUCAUCCGUUCCCGCCGUCGCGGCGUCGCGGACGGUGGGUUUGUCAUUUCUACCUGUUUAAUUUAUUAAAAGGUGUAAUAUUUUUUCUUUUCCUCAUGUUAGUUGUAAAUGGAGCGAUGAAAUUGCUCCCUCAUCAUGAGCGCGACGUGUCCUUGGACUCUAAAACAUUUAGAACUAAAUGAAAAUUUGUUUGUCGUGUGAUUUGUGAUAGUUAUAAGUCCGUUCAUUACUCCGCACCCACACGCGGCCUGUUUAAUGGCUGAUCGCGUUUCCUGUAUGGAAUACCUAUAGUAUAGCAAAACAUUGUCUCUAUUUAGACAUUUUAAUUCUCGUUUGAGGAUAUUAUCCAGUAUAUCCGCUCCGGUGAACCGGUCCUGGCGUGGGUGCGGAGUGACGUCAUUAAUUAUAGAUUGCAUUUAAGUAUUACUAUUGAACUCAUUUUAUUUAAUUUAAUGUCGUUUUAUUUAAUUUUUUUAUUUCCAAAACAUAUUUUUUUCCAUCGAAAUCUGUGAGGAAUUAAACAAAUAAACGAUUCGUCAUUA
This is a messenger RNA of Danaus plexippus (monarch butterfly), 3037 nucleotides long. It is a transcript of the gene ThrRS, whose product is annotated as threonine--tRNA ligase 1, cytoplasmic. The coding region runs from base 78 to 2231 and encodes 717 amino acids. Gene Ontology annotation, biological process: threonyl-tRNA aminoacylation. Gene Ontology annotation, molecular function: threonine-tRNA ligase activity; ATP binding. Gene Ontology annotation, cellular component: cytoplasm. The record is from RefSeq and is a predicted model, not a curated record. The transcript has 14 exons. NCBI's taxonomy places the organism in Eukaryota, Metazoa, Arthropoda, Insecta, Lepidoptera, Nymphalidae.